Molecule: messenger RNA, 2625 nt
Organism: Annulohypoxylon truncatum
Lineage: Eukaryota; Fungi; Ascomycota; Sordariomycetes; Xylariales; Hypoxylaceae
Product: P-loop containing nucleoside triphosphate hydrolase protein
Exons: 1
Coding region: 42-2582 (846 amino acids)
Cellular component (GO): nucleus
Molecular function (GO): ATP binding; nucleic acid binding
Source: RefSeq, a predicted model, not a curated record
CCAUCUAAACUUUACAUCGUCAAGCCUCACUAAUUGCGACAAUGUAUGCGCGAUACGUGCCACCUCCAAAAGGGGCUACGAAGGACCCGGAGCCCCAAAACGCCGUAGAAUCAACAUCAACCCUCCCCGUCAACUCUCAACCUACCGCUUAUGCCAGAUACAUUCCACCCAUAAAACCGACCAAUGUCCAAUCCAAUCAUCAUCCACCAUCUCAUCAUGUCCAUUUUGAUGAAGAUGAUGAUAAUAAUGAACCACCAGCUAAGAAGGCCAGAUUAGCGGAGGGAAAUGAUGCCUCCCAGAAGUUGAAAACGAAGUCUAAAAAGUCUAAGGAAUUUAAGAAAGAAACGGAAUCUAAGGCUGAGGAGUUAGAUGAAGUAAGCGAUGAGAAGGUCACUCAAGAUGCGUCAGUGAACAAUGAUAUUUCCGUGGAAUCAGACCUCCCGGAACAGGAAGUGGUACAGGAAUCGGCGCCAGAGAGCUCUCCCGAAUUGAUUGAUAAGGUUAAGAAAGAAAGGAAGAGCAAAAAGAAAGCAAAGAAGAAGAGUGAACCUGCAGCGCCGGAUGAUGUUGAAAAUGAAAUCCCAGUACGACAUCGAUCUGUGCUUGAAAAAGCCGCAAAAUCCAUACGAGCUCCUGAGCCGCAACCUGAAACAGAGCAACGGGAGGAUGCGGAAAUGAGAGAUGUAUUCAACGGCGACGAUGCCAUAAACACUAAACCUGACGGUGCUAUGAACUUAGAUGAAGUACCAGAAGUUCAUGGCCUCCAGCCAUUACCUCAACCUAAACCGAUCAUCCCCGAUGAGACCAAACCGGCUUAUGAAACUUUGCCUCCCUGGCUGGCAAAGCCAAUCCGUGUCUCCCCACACUCUACUGCGCCGUUUACCCAAUUUGGGCUCUCUCCAGACCUAGGAAUUACCCCUGAAGUGGCCGAAAAGUUGGCUUCUAACGGAUACAAGCAAGCAUUUGCCAUACAAACCGCAGUCAUACCCCUCCUUCUCCCUCACCACGACAAGACAAUGCAUGGAGACGUUCUAGUAUCGGCUGCGACGGGUUCAGGGAAAACUCUAGCUUACACUCUUCCCAUAAUAAGAGAUCUUAGCCAAGGUAAUCGCCAUCUAACAAGAUUACGAGCAGUAAUCGUUCUCCCAACUCGCGAACUUGUUAGGCAAGUCCAGCAAGUAUGCGAGCAAUGCGCAGGGGUCUUUUCCCUAGAUGGCUCAAAAAGAAGAGUUCGAAUUGGAAUUGCAAUGGGGAGUCAGUCGCUAGACAAAGAACAGGCUACCCUCGUUGAAAGGGAGGAGAAAUAUGACCCCGAAGCUUACGCUAGACGUAAAAAACGUCUGGCUUCUGAGAGUGGGUAUGGUUCGGGAGAGGACAGCGACGAGGGUUACAACACUGAAGAUGAAGAAAAAGCAGCUAUCCAAAAAAGGGAGGACGAUAUCCCAACUCUGCCAGACCACGUAAUAUCCUACAAUUCCAAGGUGGAUAUACUUAUUUGCACGCCCGGGAGGCUUGUGGAUCAUAUCAAAAGCACCCUCGGAUUUUCACUAGAUUUUGUUCGGUGGCUCGUUGUCGAUGAGGCCGAUAAACUACUAGGCCAGAACUUCCAACAGUGGCUGGAUGUAGUUAUGCCCCGGUUGCAGUCCGAUAGUAUGCGUUCUCGAAACCACAAGCAGUCCAACUUGUCAGGAGUUCGAAAGGUCGUCCUUAGUGCUACGAUGACAAAGGACCUCGAUCGUCUGGAAGGGCUGAAGCUUCGCUGGCCAAAACUAAUUAUGCUCGAAGGAUCUGGAACCGUUGAUGAGCCGGAGCCCACACUAAGCAAGGCUGAACUUGCGCUCCCCGAGUUACUCGAAGAAGCUGCCCUUAAAGUUAGCGACCCUAACUUGAAACCACUGUUCCUUCUAGACUUGCUACAAAGCAACCACAUACUGGGGAAGCUGAGUUCCAAAUACAGACAAGGCCUAUCCGAUGAUGAGACUUCGUCGUCUGAUUCUGAUACAGAGUCGGACUCAGAGGUAGAAGCAUUCAAGCCAUCCGGAGCCACAGUUGCAAGAAAGGAGUUGCCCAGCGUCUUGAUCUUCACGAAGUCAAAUGAAACAGCUCUACGUUUAUCGCGUCUUCUAUCGCUACUUUCGUCAGCCCUAGGUAACAUUACCGGUACGCUCACCUCUACGACACAGUAUGCGACUCGAAGACGUACCAUUCAAUCAUUCCUAGCCGGGAAAUUACGAAUCCUGGUAGCAUCUGAUCUUGUUGCUCGCGGCAUAGAUCUACCAUCACUAGACCAUGUUAUCAACUAUGAUGUCCCGUCAAGCGUAGCUUCAUAUGUUCAUCGAGUAGGUCGUACUGCCCGAGCUGGGAAGAAAGGGAAGGCUUGGACACUUUUUACAAAUCGAGAGGCAAGAUGGUUCUGGAACGAAGUAGCCAGCGAGACCGCCAUUCAGAGGAACGGAAACGUGGAACGCAUAAGGGUUACCGAAGAGAAGGAGGACGAAUUUGAUAAGAAGGUAGCUGCAUACGAGUCGGCGCUCGCAAAGUUAGGAGAAGAAGCAAGUGAAUCGAGACACCAUGCGCGAUAACUCCAAGGGAUACCCGUUGCCAGCCUGAAGGAGUUAAUGAAUA